UUGCAUAAGAGAAAACCUCCAAGUUGGUUAGUUUUCUCUUUCACUUCCUCCUCUCUGUCUCUUUCUCUCGUGUCUCUCGUCUCUCUCCCUCUUCCUCCAUCCUCCAUGGCUCUCCGCAGGCCUCCACCAUCCAUGUAAACGCUCGCUCAGCUCCCCGACUCAUGUCUUCUUUGCCUCGGUGGUCACGUUCGCAAAAUGUCCUGGGCAGGUGCUCUCUACCCACCGGUGUUCACCCCGUUCUCCUUGGCUGUCCUUUUCUGGUCCUACUUCACCACCCGAAGUCUCAACCCCUGCUCAGAGGUGAUUCCAGGGAUGUCCUACAAAUGCAUGGAGCUGAACCUCAGUGGGAUCCCACCUGGCCUUCCCCAUUCCACGGAGAGCCUGGACCUUAGCUUCAACCCCUUGAAGAUCCUGACCUCAAAUUACUUCUCAUCAGUCCUCGCGCUGAGGUUUCUAGACCUCACCAGAUGCAACAUCCAGAACAUUGAAGACAAGGCUUUUGCGGGUCUCUGUAACCUUUCCGUCUUGAUCCUGACCGCCAAUCCUCUUCACUUCUUGGGCCAGAAAGCUUUCCACGAUUUGACUUCCCUGAGAAGGCUGGUAGCUGUUGAGACCAACCGGUUUUCCCUGGAGGACCUCCCCAUCGGACACUUGACAGCCCUUCAAGAGCUGAACCUGAGCAACAACCACAUCCAUUCCUUAAAGCUUCCGGAAUAUUUCUCCCAGCUACACUCUCUCCAGUUUCUGAGCCUCCAGUCAAACAUGAUCUCCGCCAUCUUUGUUGGAGACUUCGAGACCUUGUCCAGCCGAAACCUCUCGCUGGUAUUGUCCAGGAAUGAAAUUCAAUCGAUCGAACUUGGUGCCUUUGCAGGGGUCUACCUUCAGCAACUUACCCUGAGGGGCUCUUUCAAGAACAGCGCCCUGAUGCAGGCUGGCCUCCACAAUCUGUCAGGUCUACAGGUCACCAGCCUAGUGUUGGGAGAAUAUAGAAACAUUGAAAAACUAGAGACCUUUAACAAGGACCUCUUGGAUGGCCUGUGUCAUAUCCGCCUGCAGGAGAUAACACUCAUCCAUUUUUCAACCAUUGAUGACACCAACCAACUUUCUAAUUGCUUGAAUGACAUCCCUACGGUGCGGCUGGUGAGCACCUAUGUCCACCAAAUGUCCCCGUUUCCGGAAAAUGCCAGCGUACGCCAUCUCGAAUUCAAAACCUGCAAAUUCAGAGAGGUGCCCGCUAUGCAACUCUCUUCCUUGAAGGAAUUAAGAGUACUUCGGAUCACCCAGAGCCCAAGGCACCUCACCUCGUUUGAGGAGAAAUUUACGGACCUACGCCACCUUGAGACCCUUGACCUGAGUGAAAAUAGCCUCAAGGCUUCCAUCUGCUGGACUUGCCUCUCAGAGGGGGUUCCGAAUUUGAAGCAUUUGAACCUUAGCUUCAACUCCGUCAUCAUCUUGCCGGCAGAGUGCGGCAUCUCCAAACUUGAAUAUUUGGAUGUACAACACACCAAACUGUUUAACACAGGAGCUGCCCCGUCGUUCUUGUGCCUCGAAAAACUAAUCUACCUUGACAUGUCUCACACCAACACCAAAAUUGUCAUCGACAAUGUGUUUCAUGGUUUGUACAGCCUGAGGGUGUUAAAAAUGGCCGGCAACUCCUUUGAGGGUAACCAGCUAGGUGACAUCUUCAAGAAACUUACCAAGCUCCAGAUCCUGGACCUUUCAAGUUGCAAACUGCAGCAUAUCUUAGCUAGCAGCUUGGCCCACCUCCAUGAUCUCCACUUGCUGAACGUCAGCCAAAACAAGCUGGUAGAACUCCAUCCUGAGGUAUACGCCCACCUCCAUGCUCUCACUGUACUGGAUUUCCACAGCAACCAGUUGAACGCUUUGACAGACCAGAAUCUGGAGAACUUGCCAAGGAGUCUGAAAAGCCUGGACCUCUCUCAGAACCUCUUUGACUGUUCUUGUGACCACUUGAACUUCUUGAGGUGGGCCAAAAAGCACAGGGGCCUUCUUCAGCAUCACGAAAACAUGGUCUGCCAUAGCCCCGUGGACUUAAAAAAUGUACCUCUGAUGGAUUCUGAUUUGUCGUGUUCGGUAAGUAUGACCACUGUGGCUGUUGCCGUUGGCACCACGUUAGUCCUGGCCUUAUUUGGGAUUCUGGUUUAUAAAUACUAUUUCCAUCUCUAUUACAUGAUGGUGCUACUCAGUAGAGAUCGCCUUGCGACUGAGAAGGACACCGUUUAUGACGCUUUUGUUAUCUACUCCAGCGAAGACCAGGAGUGGGUGACGCGGGAGUUGGAGGAGACCCUCGAAGCUGGCGUGCCUCGCUUCCGCCUUUGCCUCUACUAUCGGGACUUCAUCCCCGGAGUCUCCAUCAUCACCAACAUUAUCAAGGAAGGCUUCCAGAGCAGCCGGAAAGUCAUCGCCGUGGUCUCCACCCACUUCCUGGAGAGCCGGUGGUGUAACUUUGAGUUGGAGGUGGCACAGUCUUGGCAGCUUCUGGACAGCAAGGCCAGUCUCGUCUUGAUUGUUUUGGAAGGGGUGGACAAAUCCGUGGUGCAGAAGAAGCUGGGCUUGUUCCGCUACUUGAGGAGAAACACUUAUCUGGUCUGGAGGGACAGGGAGUUGAAUCGGCACAUGUUCCUCAGGCAGCUGAGGUCAGCGUUGCUUGAAGGGAAGACAUGGACCGAAGAAGAACUGAAAUCAAUGUUAACUAACUAGAGUUACAUGUCUAGAUCACCUUGGGUGGCCUCUCUGAGACAGUCCACAUGCAAGAGCUGUUGUCUGGAUGAAAUUCCUUGGGAUGUCUUGGUGUGUGCCCCAAACAGCUCCUGCUUAUGGGAGGAGAGGUCCUCCUUGUUUGGGAAAAAGCUUGGUGAACCAUGUGCCACAAAACCAUCUGUUUCAAUCCAGAAAAGUGCUCACCAAAGACAUCUCAAUAGGCUUGAAGGUUCCACUAGAGUCUCGAUGUGUCUGUGUCUCUGCCUCGCUGUGUUUAUGGAUUUACGCCAGCUGUUUCCAGGUCAUGUAUGAGUCUGGGCAAAAUUUCUGUUGAGCUCCGUGGGGCUUACUCCCAGGUAAAAGGGUACUGGAUUGCAGCCUGAACUGACAACAUGGGUUAUGGGGCACACCAAGCAGGUGUAAACAAGGACAUUUUUCAAAGUUCCUCGAGAUCAAGCUAGAAGAGAAAGCAAUGACCAAAGGUUCUGGGUUUCAGAAGGUAACAAUUCUAAAUUAAAGGAGGAUAAUUGAGCAGGA
Messenger RNA from Pogona vitticeps (central bearded dragon), 3258 nucleotides. It is a transcript of the gene TLR4, whose product is annotated as toll like receptor 4. Gene Ontology annotation, molecular function: lipopolysaccharide immune receptor activity; transmembrane signaling receptor activity; lipopolysaccharide binding. Gene Ontology annotation, cellular component: plasma membrane; lipopolysaccharide receptor complex. The record is from RefSeq and is a predicted model, not a curated record. NCBI's taxonomy places the organism in Eukaryota, Metazoa, Chordata, Lepidosauria, Squamata, Agamidae. Gene Ontology annotation, biological process: inflammatory response; immune response; defense response to Gram-negative bacterium.